GCGCAGGCGCGUUCCGGGGGCUCCGCUUCUCCGAGUGCAGAGUCGGGCUGGACGGGCGCGCGCCGGACGCGGGCAGCUCGAGGGGUCUGGCGGGGCGGCUGGGGCAGCUGGACCAGAGGGCUGACGAGCCGGCGCCGAGAUGGCCGAAGGCAGCGCUGUGUCUGACCCACAGCAUGCCGCGCGUCUGCUGCGAGCGCUCAGCUCUUUCCGCGAGGAGUCCCGCUUUUGCGACGCGCACCUGGUCCUCGACGGGGAGGAGAUCCCGGUGCAGAAGAACAUCCUGGCGGCGGCCAGCCCAUACAUCAGGACAAAGUUAAACUAUAAUCCUCCAAAAGAUGAUGGAUCAACCUAUAAGAUUGAACUUGAAGGGAUAUCGGUAAUGGUUAUGAGAGAGAUCCUGGAUUACAUCUUCAGUGGGCAGAUCCGGCUGAACGAAGAUACAAUCCAAGAUGUUGUACAGGCAGCGGACCUGCUCCUGCUGACAGAUCUUAAAACUCUGUGCUGUGAGUUUUUGGAAGGCUGCAUCGCAGCCGAGAACUGCAUUGGCAUCCGCGACUUUGCCCUCCAUUACUGCCUGCACCAUGUCCAUUACCUAGCCACGGAGUACCUGGAGACUCAUUUCCGAGACGUCAGCAGCACAGAAGAAUUCUUAGAACUCAGUCCUCAGAAGCUUAAAGAAGUGAUUUCUCUCGAGAAGUUAAAUGUCGGCAAUGAAAGAUAUGUGUUUGAAGCAGUAAUUCGCUGGAUAGCACAUGAUACAGAACUAAGAAAGGUCCACAUGAAAGACGUGAUGUCAGCUCUGUGGGUUUCAGGGUUAGACUCCAGCUACUUACGGGAACAGAUGCUCAAUGAACCAUUAGUACGAGAAAUUGUCAGAGAGUGCAACAACAUACCGCUGAGCCAGCCGCAGCAAGGGGAGGCCAUGCUCGCAAACUUCAAGCCCCGGGGCUACUCGGAGUGCAUUGUGACUGUUGGUGGAGAAGAAAGAGUUUCACGGAAACCAACAGCAGCGAUGCGAUGUAUGUGCCCUCUUUAUGACCCUAAUAGGCAGCUUUGGAUUGAACUGGCCCCUUUAAGCAUGCCAAGAAUUAACCACGGAGUUCUCUCAGCAGAGGGAUUCUUGUUUGUGUUUGGGGGCCAAGAUGAAAAUAAGCAGACCCUGAGCUCAGGAGAAAAAUACGACCCAGAUGCAAACACAUGGACGGCAUUGCCACCAAUGAAUGAGCCACGACAUAAUUUUGGAAUUGUGGAGAUAGAUGGAAUGCUGUACAUUUUAGGAGGAGAGGAUGGUGAAAAAGAGCUAAUUUCCAUGGAGUGUUAUGACAUUUAUUCUAAAACCUGGACGAAGCAACCUGAUUUGACCAUGGUUAGAAAGAUCGGCUGCUAUGCAGCCAUGAAAAAGAAAAUCUAUGCCAUGGGGGGAGGAUCAUAUGGGAAACUCUUUGAAUCUGUGGAGUGUUACGACCCAAGGACUCAGCAGUGGACCGCUAUCUGUCCGCUGAAGGAGAGAAGAUUUGGAGCCGUGGCCUGUGGCGUGGCCAUGGAGCUGUACGUGUUUGGGGGAGUCCGAAGUCGUGAGGACAUCCAGGGGAGUGAGAUGGUCACUUGCAAGUCUGAAUUCUACCAUGACGAGUUUAAAAGGUGGAUCUAUCUUAACGACCAGAACUUAUGCAUCCCCGCCAGUUCCUCUUUUGUUUAUGGAGCUGUACCCAUAGGAGCCAGUAUUUAUGUUAUCGGAGAUCUUGAUACAGGUACCAAUUACGACUACGUGCGUGAGUUUAAAAGAAGCACAGGAACCUGGCACCACACGAAACCGCUUCUUCCGUCUGACCUUCGCCGCACGGGGUGUGCAGCCUUACGCAUUGCAAACUGCAAGCUCUUCCGCCUUCAGCUCCAGCAGGGCUUAUUCCGUAUCCGUGUUCAUUCACCUUGAGGAGGAGGCAGAGCAGAAGCAGAGCUCCUGACCAAGCGCACCAUAACACGGCUUUCUGCGAGGGGAACAGAGGUGGCAGCCGAAACUUGCUGUGUGCCCGGCUUUGUAUGGUAACUCUGGUGGUCUUACUGUAAUGCUUAGAAGCCUGAGCUUCCGCUCUCGUUUGGGAGAACCCGUAACUGUUGAAAGGGAGGAAUCCGUUCCUCCAGGGAGAUGUGUCUGCAGACAGACGGAGGCUAGUCCAUGUCAAAGGGGGAAGGGAAGUGGGAAUCGGUAUCAUGUAAAAUAUUGAAGUUAAAAUCCUAAGGUGCAUCUUCCUUGAAGGGAACGCAUGUCUGAGUGACUGCUGUGUUCAAGUACCUGACUUUGGUCAACAAACAAAAAUCCGUAUAUGCAAAUCCACAUAUCCAGACAUACCAAGAUUGCUUUUCUGCUGCACUUGGAAGGAAAUAUCAUGCCCAACCCUGUCCGACAAAUACGGUUUGUGCCUAAAAUGUUAGAUUGGACUGUAUGCCAGUUAGUGUCCAUUUGCUACUAGUACUGUGUCCGGAGAAUCUUUUUUAAACUAUAUUAUCAUGAAUUGAAACUAAGAUAAAAUUUCUCUUUUAUGACAUUCUAUCUUAGUCAUCUAAAGGUUCAAUAAAUCCAUGAGUCAGGUUGCAGCCCUCAUGUGAAUUGAAGGGAAGUUGCUAACUUCUGUGUUAAUUCAUAUACAUCAUGCCAUGAUUUCUGGGGUUGUGAAGGCUCUCAUACAGUGCCAUUCCUCCUUGCAAAUAAUCAGAACCACUUUAUAAACACGAGGUUAUGAAGCGGAGUAGAUUUUCUAGAAGAAAGACCUACGUCAGACAAAUCAUAAAGGUCUGCCAUGGCUACAAAAACUGUCCAGACAAAAUAUUAUAUAGGGAUCAAAAAUAUCCUUCUGUCCGAAAGCACACAAAGUCUUGUUUACUACUGUUAAGGAUUGAAAACUUGUCUUAGAAUGCGCACCUGCAUUAAGUAUCUAGUCUUUGUAGCAGAAUUUUCUCAAUGCCGUUCUCUAGCAAGAGUUUUAGACAAAUUAAGUUAUAAGUAAAGUUUGGCUGGUAGAAUAAACUACCUCAACUUAA
Molecule: messenger RNA, 3039 nt
Organism: Leptonychotes weddellii (Weddell seal)
Lineage: Eukaryota; Metazoa; Chordata; Mammalia; Carnivora; Phocidae
Gene: GAN
Product: gigaxonin
Biological process (GO): cytoskeleton organization
Molecular function (GO): protein binding
Source: RefSeq, a predicted model, not a curated record